Suillus fuscotomentosus is the source of this 852-nucleotide messenger RNA. Its product is annotated as NADP-dependent oxidoreductase domain-containing protein. The transcript has 4 exons. The coding region runs from base 1 to 852 and encodes 283 amino acids. NCBI's taxonomy places the organism in Eukaryota, Fungi, Basidiomycota, Agaricomycetes, Boletales, Suillaceae. Gene Ontology annotation, cellular component: cytosol. The record is from RefSeq and is a predicted model, not a curated record. Gene Ontology annotation, molecular function: aldose reductase (NADPH) activity; oxidoreductase activity, acting on NAD(P)H as acceptor.
AUGUCGAUUUCUACACUCACCCUUAACGACGGCAAUCAAGUCCCCUGGAUCGCAUUUGGCACCGGUACGGCGCUGUUCCAGCACGAUGCACAGGACGCUGUCAAAACUGCCAUUGCCAACGGUUUCACACACCUCGAUGGUGCCCAGAUGUACGAGAAUGAAGAAAGCUUGGGCGCCGGCAUCAAGGCGUCUGGCAUGCCACGCUCUGCGCUCUUCAUCACCACUAAGUUCCAUCGUCUGCAGCCUGACCAGACUGCCAAGAGCGCACUGCAGGUAUCGCUGAAGAAGUUGGGUGUAGAGUACGUGGAUCUGUACCUCGUGCACGUGCCCGGCCACCAUGCGGGUCGGUUGAAGGAGGUGUGGAAGUCGAUGGAGGAGUGCAAGAGAGAAGGACUAUCGAAGUCUAUUGGAGUGUCGAACUUCGAAGUUGAGCACUUAGAAGAGAUUUUGGAGGGCGCUGAGUUCCCGCCUUCGGUCAACCAGGUUGAGAUUCACCCGUAUGUGUGGAAGUCCUUACAACCUGUGAUCGCGCUCCAUAAACAACACAACAUCGUUACGUCCUCUUACGCUGGCCUAUCACCAAUCUUCCGCGCGCCAGGAGGACCCUUGGAUCCCGUAAUCGAGAAAAUCCGGGCACGUCUUGAGUCUACUCGAGGAGAGCCCGUGUCAGCCGGACAUGUGCUCAACAAGUGGUUGGAGCAGUAUGACAUUUUGGUCGUGACCACUUCGAGCAAGGCGGAUAGGAUGAGAGAGUAUCUCGAUACAGCCAACGUUCCGCGGUUGACGGCUGAGGAAAUAGAAUCCAUUGAGAUUGCUGGGGCGCAGCGUCAGCAGAAAUUUUUCUGGGACUGA